This is a messenger RNA of Microtus oregoni (creeping vole), 1510 nucleotides long. RefSeq names its product poly(A) binding protein interacting protein 2B (gene Paip2b). Bases 194 to 565 code for a protein of 123 amino acids. Gene Ontology annotation, biological process: negative regulation of translational initiation. Gene Ontology annotation, cellular component: cytoplasm. The record is from RefSeq and is a predicted model, not a curated record. Gene Ontology annotation, molecular function: mRNA regulatory element binding translation repressor activity. The transcript has 5 exons. NCBI's taxonomy places the organism in Eukaryota, Metazoa, Chordata, Mammalia, Rodentia, Cricetidae.
ACCUCGAGCGUUUGUGCGCCGCGGCUCGCGCUCUGAGGAGGCGGCGCUGUGCUGUGGUGCGGACCUCGGGGCGGCGUUGUCCGCGCGGCCAGAUGCCCAGGAGGCUGAGGCAGGAGCAUGGCAAGUUUUCGGCCAACCUGGACAACUUAACAGGACCCUGUCCAAAAAAACAAAACAAGCCAGAAUCUCCAUAAUGAAUGGAUCCAGUGUAGCAGGUACAUCACCCAGUGUGAAAUGCAAAGAGGACCAAGGGUUAAAUGGACAUGAGGAAAAGGAAAACCCAUUUGCAGAAUAUAUGUGGAUGGAGAAUGAAGAGGAUUUCAAUAGACAGGUGGAAGAAGAGCUGCAGGAGCAAGACUUCUUGGACCGCUGCUUCCAGGAGAUGCUGGAUGAAGAGGACCAGGACUGGUUCAUUCCAGCACGAGACUUGCCUCAGGCUGUGGGACACUUACAGCAGCAGUUAAAUGGACUAUCAGUCAGCGACAGUCAUGAAUCUGAGGACAUUUUGAGCAAAAGUAACCUGAAUCCAGAUGCCAAGGAGUUUAUUCCAGGAGUGAAGUACUGAGCUGUUGGAAGCUUCCAGAAGGACUUGUUUUGUCCCCGUACCUGGGGCCAGCAAUGCACAAAAAGGCAGAGCUGAAGGGGGGUGGCAAGGGUGUGCAGCCAGGGCGGGUUGGGUUGGGAAGGUGGUUUAACUGGAUACUGUGACUGAGUAACGAAUGUGCGAGGUACUACUCUCCAAGCCCUCUGAGCAUGGCUCUUCUGUUCUGCUGACUUGUUCAGAGCAGUUUCCCAUUUUAUUUUAUUUUUUGAAGAGCUCUUUGGAGUUAAGGAACUGCAGUUGUUUUUUCCCUCGUUAGAAAUGUUCUGUCUGCAUUCAAGCAAAGUAAGCUGACCAAGGAAAGCAGUAUUUAAGAACUAUCUUCCCUGCUGUGUAUCUACCAGGAGCAGGGCAUUUGGAGAGCGUAAGGAAUUUACAGCUGAGUGGUAAGAGGGAAAAAUAGAACAGGAGAUAUAAACCAGUCGCAACACUCAGCUUCCUCACCCCUGACAUUUCCAUGAAGAGGUGAACUAAGUGGCAGAUAGAGCCCUUGUCUCCUGGCCUGGGCUCUGCUCUACUAAAGAAAACAUAGAUUGGAAAGUUCUUAGGUGAAUGUAACUGGAUGGUUGCAAGUUGUACAUCAGAAGAGCAGGGCUUGAUGGUGGCUGUCAUUUAGUUGCUGCUGGCCUGGUGUUGAGCAUAGGUGUGUAGCUGCUGUCGCUCAUUGUUUACAGGUAAAAGUCACAUAGAGUUGCUUUGCCUUCAUGAUUCUCAUGCGGGCUACUCCUGGCCACUUUCCCUCACAGCUCUAAAAGACACUAUUAGCCAAAGUCUGAGACGGACCUUUUGUUGGGCUAGUUGCAUCUUGAGUCUUCUUGGACAGUUUUGGUUUUGUUUUCCUUAGUCCCAUCAAUAUCUGACUCUUACAGUGUCUUAAUUCCCUCAAAGAUUUCUGUAUUUUUUUUUCAA